Manis javanica (Malayan pangolin) is the source of this 2870-nucleotide messenger RNA. The record is from RefSeq and is a predicted model, not a curated record. NCBI's taxonomy places the organism in Eukaryota, Metazoa, Chordata, Mammalia, Pholidota, Manidae.
GCGUACCAGUCUGGGGCUCCCCAGGCGGCCUCUCGUGCGGCCGGGGGCGCGCAGGGCCAGGAGGGCGACCCAGGGCCCCUGUCCUGGGCGCCGGAGUUUGGACGAGGGUGGCUCGCCAUCGCCCGAGAGCGAGAGCGCGAGCGGAGCGGGAGGGGGGCGCGCUCGCUAGCCCGCCGCCUCGCUGCCUCCCCGGCGCUCGCUGCGGCUCCUGGGUGUGCUGGCUGCUCCUCCCACCCGCGCCCGCCUUCUGGCUCGCUGGCUGGCUCGCUCAAGCCGGUUUCCAAGCCCCGUGGUGCGCCUGGGCGAGUGGGGGCGAGGGGCCCCGGGGCCAGCGCCGAGCCGGGGGCGGGGGUCCGGGCAGAGCGCAGCCGCCCGGGGAGGGGCCAUGUCCGGCGCGGGCGCGACGGGGCCCGUCUGCAGCAAGUGACUGAGCGGCGUGCACGGCCGCCUGCCGCCUUCAGCCACCUGGAGCGGCGCGGGCCCCGGUGCCGGGUGCCCGGGUCGCGCGUAGAGCCGGCGCGAUGCACGUGCGCUCGCUGCGCGCCGCGGCGCCGCACAGCUUCGUGGCGCUCUGGGCGCCCCUGUUCCUGCUGCGCUCCGCCCUGGCUGACUUCAGCCUGGACAACGAGGUGCACUCGAGCUUCAUCCACCGGCGCCUCCGCAGCCAGGAGCGGCGGGAGAUGCAGCGCGAGAUCCUCUCUAUCUUGGGCUUGCCCCAUCGCCCGCGCCCGCACCUCCAGGGCAAGCACAACUCGGCGCCCAUGUUCAUGCUGGACCUGUACAAUGCCAUGGCGGUGGAGGAGGGCGGCGGGCCCGACGGCCAGGGCUUCUCCUACCCCUACAAGGCCGUCUUCAGCACCCAGGGCCCCCCUCUGGCCAGCUUGCAAGAUAGCCACUUCCUCACCGACGCCGACAUGGUCAUGAGCUUCGUCAACCUGGUGGAACAUGACAGAGAGUUCUUCCACCCGCGCUACCACCAUCGGGAGUUCCGGUUUGAUCUUUCCAAGAUCCCAGAAGGGGAAGCUGUGACUGCAGCCGAAUUCCGGAUCUACAAGGACUACAUCCGGGAACGCUUCGAUAACGAGACGUUCCGGAUCAGCGUUUACCAGGUGCUGCAGGAGCACUUGGGCAGGGAGUCAGACCUGUUCCUGCUCGACAGCCGCACCCUCUGGGCCUCGGAGGAGGGCUGGCUGGUGUUUGACAUCACGGCCACCAGCAACCACUGGGUCGUCAACCCGCGGCACAACCUGGGCCUGCAGCUCUCUGUAGAGACGUUGGAUGGGCAGAGCAUCAACCCCAAGCUGGCGGGCCUGAUUGGGCGGCACGGGCCUCAGAACAAGCAGCCCUUCAUGGUGGCCUUCUUCAAGGCCACGGAGGUCCACCUGCGCAGCACCCGCUCCACGGGGGGCAAGCAGCGCAGCCAGAACCGCUCCAAGACGCCCAAGAACCAGGAGGCCCUGCGGGUGGCCAACGUGGCAGGCCGAUCGAGCAGCAAGAUGUUGAUGGCAUCUGGUGGCCUGGGAUUGCUGGCAUGAUUUGGGGGCUGAGCUGGCCUGGACCAGCCUCUCCAGCACUGUGGACACCUGUGGACCGCAUGCCUACAGCCCUGCCCUGCCCCAUGCUCUUCUGCAUGUUAGGUGCUGCCUCUGCUAGUGGAAGGUGCAUCUUGAUUUUCCCCCAGGCUAAAAAGAAAGCUUCAAAUAACCCCACGAACAGCUGUUUUCCCAGUAGAUUGUAGAGAUGACCGGCCAGAUCUGAAGAGUCCAGCUUGUGGCUGGAAGAAACUGCCCCCACCCCCCACCCCACAAUCCCUCGUCCUCUCACCUCGGCUGUGCUGCAGCCCAGAGAGGUGUUUCCCUGGCUCUGCAGGACGCCGCUCACCGCAGGCAGAAUAAUGCUGUCGCUCCACCAGGAUGCCCUUGUUAAUUCCAGGAACUGGUGAAUAUGUUAUUUUACAUGGCCAGGUGAAUUAAGGUUGUAAAUCAGCUGAGCUUAAAUUAGGGAGAUGAUUCUGUCCAGGUGGCCCAGUGGCACAAUAAUCGUAUGGGUCCUUAAAGGGGGAGAAUCUUUGCUAGUUGUCAGAAAAAUGAGAGGAUAGAGGGAGGAGCUGAGAGAUGUGAUUUGGCUGGCUUUGGAGAAGGAACGGCCAUGAGCCAAGGACUGUGGGCAGCUUCCACACACUGGGAAAGACAAGGAAAUGGAUUCUCCCCUGGGACCUCCAGGAGGAACACAGUCCUGCCAACCCCUGGCAUUUGCCCUCGUGAGCCUGGGUUGGACUUCAGAACUGCAACACUGGAAGAUAAUAAGUUUGUACUGUUUGCAGCUGCUAUGUCGGUGGUCAUUUAUUAAAUCAGCAAUAAGAAACCAGUGUAUUGUUGCUUGCAAAGUGAUUUGCACGUUGCCCCGAGGUGGGCUACAUCCAUCCAGCAUGCAUCUCCCAUAGCUCUGGGCUGGGUGUGAGGCAGGAACCAGCCCCACUGGCUGUGUUGAGGGCGCUGAAUUAAGCUCGUCAGCUCGCCUGGUUCCUGGUCCCCAGAUCGUCCCAAGGAAUCACAGAAGGAGGGUGUGGGCGUUCAGACAUGUGGUGGUGAGGUGGCAAAGCAGCCCCCACCCCAAAUUAACCUUAUACUGUCAUGAGCGUCUUUCACCCACCUAAACCCAUUUUGAAAUUUCUGUUCUGCUUUGAGGGAGAAGAAAAGCAUGGUUGCCAUGGUUCUUGAGGUUUUUUAGAGCAGGGCUUCCUGCUCCUGGGACCCUCAGAUGGACUUUGGAGCAUGUGUAUGGCUUGGAGUUUGCGUGCUAGGAUUUUGUAGGGAUUCUGACAGGUGGAUUCAUUCUUCUAGGCCUCCCAAAGGGGUGUGUGGUACCCC